Molecule: messenger RNA, 1554 nt
Organism: Dacryopinax primogenitus
Lineage: Eukaryota; Fungi; Basidiomycota; Dacrymycetes; Dacrymycetales; Dacrymycetaceae
Product: MFS general substrate transporter
Exons: 5
Coding region: 1-1554 (517 amino acids)
Biological process (GO): transmembrane transport
Cellular component (GO): membrane
Molecular function (GO): transmembrane transporter activity
Source: RefSeq, a predicted model, not a curated record
AUGUCCUCGCACCAUGCAUCCAUCCCCGAGACUUUCUCUAAGGCUAAUGAGAAAGGUCUCGAAGAAGAGCGUAUCGAGUAUGUCAGCUCUCCCAACGGUGACGAUCACCAUAUACACGAUACCGAAGCCGUCGGAUACCUCAAUCCCUCCGUCGUGAUCACACUUGAAGAGAACAGACGCCUUCUCAGGCUCAUAAACACACGGGUCCUGCCCUGCAUGAUCAUCUGUUACCUGGCGCAGGCCCUUGACAAAGGUGUCUUGGGCACAGCAAGCAUCAUGGGCCUCCAGCAAGAUACGGGCAUGGUUGGUCAGGAUUAUGCCCUUACGAAUACCAUCCUGUGGAUUGGCGUCAUUGUCGGCGAGCUCCCCGCCAAUCGACUCGUCCAAAUCAUUCCUCUCGCGAAGUUUGUUAGUGUCUCACUGAUCUUGUGGGGCCUCGUCCUCCUCGCAAUGAGCUUCUUGAGGAAUGUCAAGGCAAUCCUAGCGUUGCGGUUUGUGCUCGGCUUCCUGGAAUCGGUAUCGGGCCCUGUCCUCCUUGCUAUCUCUGUCAUGUGGUACAAGCGGCACGAGCAACCCUUGGUCGUCUCUGGCUAUCAAACAAUGAUCGGCGCCAACAGCGUAAUCUCCGGCCUACUUGGGUACGGUUUCUAUCACGUUCAGAACAGCACCCUAUAUGGCUGGCAGUACCUCAUGAUUCUCAUCGCGGGUCUGUCCAUUCUUAUGGGUGCCUUCAUCGCCGUGUGGAUGCCCGACUCACCCCCUCGCGCAAAAUGUUUCUCCGAAGAAGAUAAAGUACUCAUGGUGGAGCGUGUAAGGGCGAACGACCAAGGCUUGCGUAACACCCACUGGAACCCAGCCCAGGCACGCGAGGCAUUCCGCGAGCCCCUCAUUUACAUGUUAUUUCUUGCAAUGGUGCUCAACACGCUCAUCACUGGCGGACUUGGUUCCUUCUCGGCCCUGCUGAUCAACCAGGCAUUUGGAUUCGAUGUACUCGAUUCACAGUUGCUCUCCAUGCCCUUGGGAGUAUUCAGUAUGACUCUCCUCAUGACCAGCAGCUAUGCUGCAUCCCGCACAAAGCAGACCAUCUAUGUCAUUCUGGCGCUCUCGAUCCCCAACAUCGCGGGCUCGAUCGUCCUUUUGACUGUGACGCCAGGGAUGUCCACGCGUGCCGGCCUUCUUGUUGCGUUCUAUAUCAUGCAGUGUUUCCAAGCCCAGUCGCCGCUAAUCCUGACGGUGACCUCUCGUAACAUUGCGGGACAAAGCAAGAAAGUCAUCGCCUAUGCCGCUACGUUCAUUGGCUGGUCUGGCGGCAAUGCUAUUUCCUCUCAAAUAUUCCAGUCCCAAUGGGCGCCGCGCUACAUCAACUCGCUGUAUAUUCACUGCGGCAUAUAUGCGCUCUUUAUCAUUCUUAUGCUGUCCAUCCGCAUCAUGUUGGUUCGAAGGAAUCGAGAGAAAGAGAGGGCAGCUGAAGGACUGAGAGAGGGACAUGGUCACCGCAAGGCGUUUGAUGAUUUGACGGAUCGGGAGAACCCCGAAUUUAGGUACACACUCUAG